AUGACAUUUGGAACAGCAAGUAAGUAUUUUUGAGGUUUGUAGUAACUUUGUUAAACUAAAUAUAAAAGUGGGUAAUGAGAACUUUUGUUACAAUAUACUUUUGAUACUAUGUAGUAUAAUAAAUACUAUAAUACCUAUGUUUACUUUAUGAGAUGAUAACAUUACCUUCCUUACGUUACAGACCUCUUCAACGAUCGUACAACUCCCGAAACAAGUAGUAUUUUCCGACCGGGCGUAGUCCUUCUACCAAAAGUACCAUCCCCAGACCUAACCGACGAAGACAAGAUACGAUCCUCCUACUUCGAGGCAAUGAAGACGUUGGCCGACCAAGAAGGCAUCAAACUCAGCCAAAAUCCCUCCAUUUUAGAUAUUAAAGAAGGGCUCAGAGACGAGCCGCGAGUGUUCCCAGCCAAGAUCUACCGACCACGUCACGUGGCUAGAUACCAAAGCUCGCCCAAGUUGUGUCAGAAGUUGCGCAUGUGUUGA
Molecule: messenger RNA, 486 nt
Organism: Bursaphelenchus okinawaensis
Lineage: Eukaryota; Metazoa; Nematoda; Chromadorea; Rhabditida; Aphelenchoididae
Source: the annotation of a GenBank genome assembly